This is a messenger RNA of Laetiporus sulphureus 93-53, 3820 nucleotides long. Its product is annotated as RdRP-domain-containing protein. NCBI's taxonomy places the organism in Eukaryota, Fungi, Basidiomycota, Agaricomycetes, Polyporales, Laetiporaceae. Gene Ontology annotation, cellular component: nuclear RNA-directed RNA polymerase complex. Gene Ontology annotation, molecular function: RNA-directed RNA polymerase activity. Gene Ontology annotation, biological process: siRNA processing. The record is from RefSeq and is a predicted model, not a curated record. The coding region runs from base 72 to 3602 and encodes 1176 amino acids. The transcript has 15 exons.
CAUCCACCUUCACGACGCGGUGACAACACUCAACAGAUACUGCUAUAGUUAGUUGCGGCUGGAAGAGUAAGAUGGAGAUUUCGUUGAGUAACAUUGCGUUCAAUGCGAGCGUUUGGGAUGUCAAACGCGCUGUGGGGAAAGUGUUGCACAGCGAGGAGUUCUUUAAUCCUACGGAUUCUAAGGAUCGUCCUGCGAACUUCAUGGUCACGCUCAAGCGAGGCCGUGGUGGCGUAGAAAAUAAUGGAACAGGAACAAUGACAGUUGGUUCUCGAAAAAUUGGCGACAAAUUCCUGAAGUGGAUACGUGCCGAAGGCAACUUUAUCUCUAUAAAUGACUCCAAGAUAUGUUUCUAUCGAAGCCAUAACAUGUGUAAGAGGCGGAAGAUCCAGAAACUGGAGAAGGUCCCAUACGUCAGCCCGGAUGUGGAGGAAGAGAAGGAAGAGAUCUUGCGGAAAUUCGAUGUCAGCUUACACGUUGACAAGAUCCAGUUCGGCGUAUUCUACCAAUUGCCUGGAUCAUCAUCGACUGCUUCUCGAGCCUUCUCUUGCGAGUUUGAAAUCAGUCACAAAAAUAAAGGCGCUGGGUUGCUUAGGUUCGAGUACGACCGCAAGCUAAUCCAUAUUCAAAUGGGAGAUACAAUGACAGAAGAGACUGCGCAUGACAUUGCCAUCACUUUUGUUAAUAUACGUGAACUCACCGUUGGCCUUGAUUUCGGUAAUCCUUUCAUCUGUUUUGAUAUAUUGACUCCGCCCAUAUUGGAGAAACAGCGCAUCAACCGAGAGCUCACUGGUGACGACUGGAGAGAUAAUCGGAAGUUUCGACAAAGGCUUAGUAGUUUGACUGCGACUCAUGCGGUCGUGGCGCCAUAUGCUCACCAGCUUCGUGUCAUCCUCAACGAGGAGCAGGGUGUCGAUUGCUUUGAAGAGCUAUGCAAAGUUGCAGGUCUUCAGCGUCCUGUCCGGGCUAAGGUCGAAGCCUACAACUGUGGGUUUUUCCUGCCAAAGAAGCUCCACAACAUCAAAGUAUGGGUGCGCUCUUUUGACUGGCCCGUUGCCUUCCAGCUUGAGGCUCUUCUUCAUAAUGGCUUGUUGACUACUGAAGACCUGCUCGGUGUCCUGCGUGGGCCCGUUGUCGACCUCUACGACAAGCAGCGCGUGCAGGCUGGCGAGGUUCUUCGCCUCUACUCGGCGGAGUUACGUUCUCGUAAGUCUGAGGAAACUCCUAUGCAGUGCUUUAAUCGUAUUCGAAACGAAGACGUGGAAUCCACGCCCCUCCUUCCUGGCAACUUCGCUUGUCAUCAUAUCACAUUCACUCCAACGCGGAUGAUCCUGGAAGGUCCUUACGUGAUACAAUCUAAUCGUGUCAUUCGCCGGUACGCGGACCAUCAAGAGCACUUUAUAAGAGUAGAUUUUAGAGAUGAAGAUCGAUUGCAGUAUCGUUGGGCGCGUGAGGUUGACGGGCUGUCUCUGCUCGAGGAGCGCGUAGGUGGAGUCCUCAAGAAUGGCUUUGAACUCGCCGGACGUGAGUUUGAGUUCCUUGCUUACUCCUCCUCGGCGCUGCGCGAGCAUUCGGUCUGGUUCAUGAAUCCCUUCCACCACCCCACCGAAGGCUACGUCACCUCCCAGAGAAUCAGAGAUAGCCUGGGUGACUUCUCGGGCGUUAUUAGACAACCGUCAAAAUAUGCAGCUCGCAUAGCACAGGCGUUCACAGCCACCGACCCGUCGGUCUCGAUCACGAAGGAUCAUUGGGAAGAGAUGGAUGAUCUGGGACACGGAGAUUACCUGUUCACUGAUGGCGUUGGUACGAUAUCAGUGCAAUUAGGUGAUAUGAUUUGGGAAGCACUAUGCAAUGCCAGACCAGAAUCGAGGCAAAGAUGCAUCAAACCAUCUGCCGUAAGUUAUAAGGGCAUGGUAGUCAUCGAUGCGCGACUAGACGGUGUUAAGAUGAGACUGAGGCCAUCUAUGAACAAGUUCAAGGCCCAUAACGAGGAUCUGGCAGAGAUUGAGAUCGCCCGAGCAUUUGAGCGACCGGGAAAGUGCUAUCUGAACCGCCCAUUAGUCAUGAUUCUGGAGGACCGCGGCGUCGAUAAAAAGACCUUUUUGAAGCUACAGGAGACUGCCAAGACGGCUGUUUACACAGCCACGGAUUCCAUCGCAAAUGCCAUCGACUUUCUCAGAGACCAUCAGCUGGGCGCAGCAUUCCGCCUUCCUUACAUAUUGGAGUCCCUAGAGAAGCUUGGCAUGGGCUUUGGGAUCGAAGGUCCAGAACGCACGAUUGACGACCCUUUUAUUGACCGAUUGAUUCAAUACUCCAAAAACCAUGUUUUGCGCGACAUCAGGCAUGGAGCGCGUAUCCUUAUCCCGGAUAGUUAUAAACUUGUUGGCGUCGCUGAUGAAGGACCUGCCUACCAACAAGAGGGUGUCGAGAAUGUCUUCUGUCUGAGUCCUGGCCAGAUUUAUGCGUGCAUACAAGAUCGAGAUGAUGAGGCUCCCAGGUACCUCAAAGGUGCUGUGAUAAUCGAGCGAAGUCCAGUGGUCCAUCCAGGAGAUGUUCAACGGGUCACUGCUAUUGGUGAACCUCCAGCCGACAAAGUCUGUUUCUUCCGCAACCUGAAGAACGUCGUUGUGCUGCCAUCAGUCGGUGACCGUUCGUUGGCGUCCUGUCUCGGAGGUGGCGAUUUAGAUGGAGAUCUCUAUUCUGUCAUCAAGUACGGUGCGCUACUCCCGCCAGAACAUGAAAAACCAGCAGAGUAUCCUCCGGGCGAGAAGAACGAGCUCGACCGCGAUAGUACAAUAGAGGACAUAUGCGACUUCGUUGUUGAAUAUUUCAACUCUGAUGUCCUCGGUCUAUUGUCCGACAGGCAUCUCGUAAUAGCAGGUAACUCAUACAUAUUCCAGAAUGGGACGCGUGAUAAGAAGUGUCUGAAGCUCGCUCAACUCUGCAGUCAAGCAGUGGAUUAUCCCAAAAACGGAGUGCCCGCUGAAGAUGUGAAUCCACUUCAUACAGAGUUCUACAAUUCGACCCGUGCACUCGGAGAACUGUACCGAAACAUACGAAUUGUGGACCCGACGGCGUCGUCCCAAGCGGGCCCCGCGACCAACGGAGGCUCAUCCAAAGUAAAGCCACUGUCAGAUGCCAUCUCAGUGGCCUUGAAGCCCUCCAUUGAACACCAGCUGCAUCACUCUCGCAAUGAGGACCGAUACGUUGCGGACAUGUCCAAGCUCUUCCAGAAGUACGCGGAUGAGCUGCGUUAUAUUUGUAUGACUCACACACUCUCCGACGCGCCGGACGUGCGGCUGGUCGAGGAAGAGGUAGUGGUCGGAACGAUUAUGGCGAAAUGUUCGCAGAAACGUUGGCGGCAAGAUCGUAUACAGCGGAUGCACUUGCACUCGUCGACGCUUGUCGAGCAUAUCAAGCUGCAGCUGUUCAAUCCAACGCAACCUUAUUCACAUAGUGACCUAACUUAUGCUCUGUCGCAAGCUUGGCUUGCAUGGGACUUCAGCUCGCGAAACAAAACGGUUUUCGGAGCUAACAGCUUCGGGUUGAUCGCUUUGGAAGUGGUGUUCGAUAUACUUGACAAACUCACUGUCACACGUCCGUAAAUUUUUUUGAUCCAUAUAAUUGGGAUGGUUCGCAAUAGGUUGUAGUCUACUCGGAAGAGACUGAAGAACAAGGGACAAAGGUGUCCCAGGAAUCUUCCUUCGAUGUACUGUGCGUCAAAUGGAUUUGUAUGUACUCUAGAGCACCUGAAGGGAACUGGUCACUUCCACAAGGCAUGUACUAUCGACGUGGUACAGCACGAGGGACAGUCCAUCUGCCC